UUCUAAUCUCAACCGACAAUUCACUGACAAAUGGAGGCCUUGAGUUCAAAGAAAAGAACCCCAAUAUGUAAACCACACUAUUCCUAUUCCUAGUUUCCACUCACAAUUAUAAUAUCUUCACUUCACACUCCUCCUUUGGUCCCAGUAUCAUUAACAAUUCAACAACCUCCUCUUCCUCCCUUUAUAAUUACUCAGCUUCUUCUCCUAACUUCCCUUCUCACCUUCACAAAUUUUCAUUUUUUAUGUUAUCUUUGUACUUUUUCCCCAUAUGGGCAUCAAAAUCUUCAUGGUUUCCUUCAUGGUAACCUCAAUAUUGUUCUUUCUGCUCUUCAUUCCCACUAGAUUAACCAUACAAAUCGCCAGCCUCAGGCCUAAUAUGAACUACUUGAGUGUCCCUACUAGAAGUAGCAAGGCUUACCCGGCCACUUUUGCCUACCUGAUCUCGGCAUCAAAAGGAGAUGUUGUGAAGCUCAAAAGGUUGCUGAGGGUGUUGUAUCAUCCAGGGAAUUACUAUUUGAUUCAUAUGGAUUAUGGGGCUCCAGAGGCUGAGCAUAGGGAUGUGGCAGAAUAUGUGGCUAAUGAUCCUGUUUAUGGUCAAGUGGGGAAUGUUUGGAUUGUGGGCAAGCCUAAUUUGGUCACAUACAGAGGACCAACCAUGCUUGCUACCACUCUCCAUGCUAUGGCAAUACUUCUCAGGACAUGCCACUGGGAUUGGUUUAUUAAUCUUAGUGCAUCUGAUUAUCCCUUGGUUACACAAGAUGAUCUGAUCCAAGCGUUUUCUGAGUUGCCAAGGGGUGUUAAUUUCAUACAGCACACCAGUCAAUUGGGUUGGAAAUUGAGCAAGAGAGGGAAGCCAAUAAUCAUAGACCCGGGGCUUUAUAGUCUCAAUAAAUCAGAUAUUUGGUGGGUUAUUAAGCAGAGGAGUCUACCAACAUCUUUUAAGCUUUACACAGGUUCAGCUUGGACAAUACUAUCAAGAUCGUUCGCCGAGUAUUGCAUCGUGGGCUGGGAAAAUUUGCCAAGGACACUCCUCCUCUACUACACAAACUUUGUGUCAUCACCAGAAGGGUAUUUCCAAACAGUUAUAUGCAACUCUGAGGACUACAAGAACACCACUGUUAACCAUGAUCUCCACUACAUUACUUGGGACAAUCCUCCAAAACAGCAUCCUAGGUCUCUAGGACUUAAGGAUUAUAGGAAAAUGGUUAUGAGUAGCCGUCCUUUUGCUAGAAAAUUCAAGAGAAAUGACCCAGUUCUUGAUAAAAUUGAUAGAGAGCUUCUUAAGAGGUAUCAUGGGCAAUUUUCUUUUGGUGGAUGGUGCUCUCAGGGUGGAAAGCAUAGAACAUGUUCAGGUUUGAGAGCUGAGAAUUAUGGUGUGCUCAAUCCUGGUCCAUCCUCUAGAAGGCUAAAAAAUUUGCUAACAAAGCUUCUCUCUGAUAGAUUUUUUCACAAACAACAGUGCAGGUAAAUUACCAUUUGAUUUUGAUUUCAAUUUCAAUUGAUCGCUUGUAAAUUUUUUCACAAACAACGGUGCAGGUAAAUUACCAUUUGAUUUUGAUUUCAAUUUCAAUUUCAAUUGAUCGCUUGUAAAGAGUGAAGACUAUUGAAAUUUUGGUUAUAAUAUAAUCAAUAAUUUUUUCUUCU
Abrus precatorius (Indian licorice) is the source of this 1644-nucleotide messenger RNA. Its product is annotated as beta-glucuronosyltransferase GlcAT14A-like. The record is from RefSeq and is a predicted model, not a curated record. Gene Ontology annotation, molecular function: glucuronosyltransferase activity. Gene Ontology annotation, cellular component: membrane. NCBI's taxonomy places the organism in Eukaryota, Viridiplantae, Streptophyta, Magnoliopsida, Fabales, Fabaceae. The transcript is spliced from 4 exons. The coding region runs from base 269 to 1468 and encodes 399 amino acids.